GAGUCCGAGUCCCCCCCUCAAACACACAGACACACACUCACAGUCUGAGGACCGCAGGGCUGUGUGGAGGGGCUCGUGCUGAAACUUCAGUCCGGUAUAAUCUGCUCGAGGUGACCGGUGCUAUCCGCCUUCACGCGCACAGCCGAACCGAGCCGCGCCGGAUGGGGUGAGGAGGAAGAGUCCUAUGAGGAAGACUCCUUUGAGGAAGACUCCUAUGAGGAAGACUCCGAGCUGCUUCAGUCUGACGAAGGGUUCGCACCGAGGAUUCAACUUUGAGCAAAGUCUAACCCGGUAUAAACGCGUCCGGAUCAGACCAUUCAGACCUGGACUGAGGUGCAAAGUUUACUAACAGUUCUUGACCCAGUUCUGAUCAGUCUGAAGGAUUUAAUCAUGGUUCAUCAGCACGCGGGGCUCUGACAGACCUGAGCCCAGACUGAGGUGGGAUCAGCUGGUUUCUCCUGGUUCAUCCUCAGACCGUCUGAUGCCCGCGCGCUCCUCGCCUCUGCUGCACCUUUGAGCACCGCGAGCGGACCUUCCUCGGGACCGGGUCUCGGCUCUGUGUUAAACUCAGUCUUUAAUGGAUUUUCGGGCUCACCUCACUCAGACCGGAGGAUCUGGGCUAACGGAUUUUGGGGGCCGAUUGGCUCGUGCGCGUAAAUGUUCUCCACAGUAAUCUUUGUGCUGAAACGCCUCUGCAGCUGAUCUCUGGCUCACCUCGGUGCACCAGGCUUAUAAUAACCAGGAAGAUGAAGCCGUGCCUCCUCUCCCUGCUCCUCGCGUUGGACCUGGCCGCCGUGGCGCUUAGUCUGUCCACGUGCAGCACGCUGGACAUGGAGCAGUUCAAGAAGAAGCGGAUCGAGGCUAUCCGGGGUCAGAUCUUGAGCAAGUUGAAGCUAAGCAGCCCCCCGCAGGACUAUCCCGACCCCGAGGAAGUGUCCCGGGAUUUCGUGGCCAUCUACAACAGCACGCGGGACCUCCUGCAGGAGAAGGCCAACGAGCGCGCGGCGACGUGCGAGCGGCAGCGCAGUGAGGAGGAGUACUACGCCAAGGAGGUGUACAAGGUGGACAUGCAGCCUUUCUACCAUGCAGAGAAUGUGAUCUCAUCGCCCUCCUUUAACCCAUAUUUUCGGCGGUUAACAUUUGAUGUGUCUUCGAUGGAAAAGAACGCCUCUAACCUGGUGAAGGCGGAGCUUAGGAUCUUCCGUCUCCAGAACCCAGGAGCUCGAGUGUCUGAGCAGAGGAUUGAGCUGUAUCAGAUUUUAGGACACAAAGUGACGGCCCCGACUCAACGGUACAUCGACAGCAAAGUGGUCCGCACUCAGACCGAGGGAGAGUGGCUGUCGUUUGACGUGACGGAGGCAGUGAGUGAAUGGCUUAACCACAGAGACAGAAACAGUGGGUUCAAGCUCAGCCUGCACUGUCCCUGCUGCACAUUUGUACCAUCCAACAACUACAUCAUUCCCAACAAGAGUGAGGAGCUGGAGGCGCGCUUUGCAGGUAUUGAUGACAGCUUUAUUCAUGGCGGUGAUCUGAAGGUGUUUAAGAAGCGGCGGCAAGGCUCUCGGGCUCCUCACCUGCUCCUCAUGCUGCUGCCUUCAUACCGGCUAGAGUCCCAGUCACAGCACAAGACUCACAGAUCCAGGAGAGCCCUGGAUGCUGCCUACUGCUCCAGAAACGUCCAGGAUAACUGCUGCUUACGGUCUCUCUAUAUCGACUUUAAGAAGGACCUGGGCUGGAGGUGGAUCCACGAGCCAAAAGGCUACGAGGCUAACUUCUGUGCUGGAGCCUGUCCAUACCUCUGGAGCGCGGAUACCCAGCAUUCCAAGGUGUUGGGUUUGUAUAACACCAUCAACCCUGAAGCAUCAGCGUCGCCCUGCUGCGUGUCCCAGGACCUGGAGCCCCUCACAAUCCUCUACUACAUCGGCAAGACCCCCAAAAUAGAGCAGCUCUCCAAUAUGAAGGUCAAAUCCUGCAAGUGCAGCUAGGAGCCUGUGCAACCGAGCAGACUCUGUCCUUCAUUCACGCAAACAUAGAUGGACCAAGGGGCCGCCACAGUACCACAAACCUGACUGUGAUAUCUGAGAUACGCUGUGACUGUGUUUGUGACGGCUUCAUUACACAAAGACUGGAGCUCUACCAGAGAUCUUCAUGGUGAAUCCUGGCUGCUCUGAGUUAGUUGUACAGCAUCAAGAUCUGUUUAAUACCAUGCAGGUUUUCAUACCUCCAGACCUCCUGUCCUGGAGAAUCUGUGUGUUGGCCGGUUUCAGCAGAUGUCUAAAUAACAACGCUCUGAUGAGGAAAACCAGGCUGAAUCAUGAUGGUCCUGCAGCAGCUGGAAAAACAGGAAAUAAUGAACACAUAUUCACACAUGACCUGGGCAGCUCUACAGACUGAUCUUUGGGUGAAAUUUUAUAAACCUGAAAUUAAUUGUUUGUCCAUAGACCGUUUGCUAGACGUGGACGUGGCCACAGCAGCAUUUUCAUCAGUUUGUUCACUUCCCUCUUGAAAUCUGAAACUCAGCAUGUGGGCUGUUGGCAUUUUGGUUUUUGGGAAAGGAGGUGACUCUAACUGAGUGAGAAGAUGGAAACACAGGCAGCCCUAGCUGACAGGUGAGGACCUGUUAGAACUCAGAUGUCCCCUGUCAAACUCCUCCCCCUCUGACUUCUCCCAUGCCUGACCCCUCCCCUGUCGGACCCCUCUCCCAGCUCCUCCCCUAUCAACACCGCUCCUGACCCAUCCCCAUUGACUCCUCCCUGUCUGACUCUGCCCCCACUUCCUGCUCUCUGUGACUCUGAUCAUCAUUUACUAAAUGAACAUCAUGCUGUGUUGAAGAAGAAACCAGAGAUUGAGACCAUAAAAUGAUUAAUGUUUACUGAGGGAAUGCAUCAGCUGAGGAGGAGGAGGAGGAGGAACAUUUUCUGUAGACUGAUAUACAAUCAGAGGAGUCGCCCCCUGCUGGACAUUAAAGUUACCUUUACAAUGGUUCCACUUAUAUAAACACAAGGCUACGUCCAUGUCUUACACACGGUCUAUGCUGGAAGCAGAAUAUGGUAAAGACCGUUUAGUGCCUUCAGGUGUGAUACUGCUGACGGCCCCCAGGCUUCAGUUUAAAAUCAUUUGAUGGUAUGAAGAGGUUUGUUACUAAUAGCAUCAUCAUCAGCUGGAGGAACACACACCUGACACUACCCUCACACAAACCUGACACACACCUCACACACACCUGAACACACACCUAAACACACAGACUGAAAUAUGUUGAAGGUUAAAUGAUGUGACUGAUUUCAUACCUGUGUGACAUCACUGACCCGGCAUUCACACACACACACACACACACACACACACACACACACACACACACACACACACACACACACACACACACACACACACACACACACACACACACACACACACACAGAAAGACCACAUCGAACAUAUCCAUCAUACUACAGACUAGUCUCCAGAGCCUGGUCUCCUUGGUUCACCGAGGUUUACAGAGUGUUGUUAAAGAAGAGCUGGUUAACAGGAAACAUGUCUCUGUUUGAAAUGUUCUGCUGCUUCAGGUUUAAAAUGAACAUUUAUUUUUAUAAUGAUUUACAAAUCUACACAGUCUGUUUAUAUAAACAUGUUACACAGCAUACAAGGAACCUUUUUGGUACUGGGGCCUUAAGAACUGGUUGUUAUGAUAAGUGAGAGGAGAGAAAGCCCAUGUCACAAUACCUAAAGGAUUCUGAAUGUUCUUACAGAGCUCUGAUUUUGUGUCUGCAGGACACACUUUUAUUGAAGUGAUUUUCAGUGAAACUGCUCAUAUUUGUUAGGGUUUGUUUGUUUGUUUUUUGUUAUUUUUAUUACUUAAUAUUUAUUUAUUUUGAUUGUUUCAGUUUAAUUGCUGUUUUUUGUCAUUUCUUUUUGUUUGUUACAUUUUUUUUGUUUGAUUUUUAUUUUAUUUUAUUUUAUUUCAGUUGUUUCUGUUCAAUUUUAUUUUGUAUUUUUUGAUUCCUGUUUUUGUUUUUGGUCUGUUUGUUUGUUUCUGUUUAUUUUUAUUUGCUUUCAUUUAUUUCAGAAAUGAGGAAAGUUCAUUAAACACUGAAAACAUCCUCAUUACAUAAUGUAAACAUCAAUAUAAAAACAUCUGUUCAUUCGUUAUGAUAAAGGCGGUACACUCUUUGAAUCUUUGUAUUUAAUAGUCACGUAACAGCGGCCUGUGACUCCAUUUCCCAUGAUUCAGUGGGUUAAACAUAAUCAGCUGAAUGGAUGAAGCCAGUCUCCUUCGGGACAAACUGUGUUAAUGUUUUUAUUUAUUUAGACAAAGAAAGACAAAGAAACAUGUUUGGAAAAGAUGAAGUUCAAAUUCAUUUACAUUUCAGAGUAUGAAUACUGAAUUAUAAAGCGUACUUAUGACAUUUAUAUUACCAUCAGAGUUAGCUUCAUUUCUUAGAAAAAACAGAAAUGUGUGUUACCUUCUGCGUGUUUUAUUAUACAGAUUAUGAAACAGACGUUUUAAAGACGGAUUAAAUAAUGCUU
Notolabrus celidotus (New Zealand spotty) is the source of this 4524-nucleotide messenger RNA. RefSeq names its product transforming growth factor, beta 2 (gene tgfb2). Gene Ontology annotation, biological process: transforming growth factor beta receptor signaling pathway; BMP signaling pathway; SMAD protein signal transduction. The record is from RefSeq and is a predicted model, not a curated record. Gene Ontology annotation, cellular component: extracellular region. The transcript has 7 exons. Bases 747 to 1985 code for a protein of 412 amino acids. Gene Ontology annotation, molecular function: growth factor activity; type II transforming growth factor beta receptor binding; cytokine activity. NCBI's taxonomy places the organism in Eukaryota, Metazoa, Chordata, Actinopteri, Labriformes, Labridae.